Punctularia strigosozonata HHB-11173 SS5 is the source of this 2082-nucleotide messenger RNA. Its product is annotated as tryptophan synthase beta subunit-like PLP-dependent enzyme. NCBI's taxonomy places the organism in Eukaryota, Fungi, Basidiomycota, Agaricomycetes, Corticiales, Punctulariaceae. Gene Ontology annotation, biological process: L-threonine biosynthetic process. Bases 13 to 1695 code for a protein of 560 amino acids. The record is from RefSeq and is a predicted model, not a curated record. The transcript is spliced from 9 exons. Gene Ontology annotation, molecular function: threonine synthase activity; pyridoxal phosphate binding.
AACCAGUACGACAUGCGGUACUUCUCAACCCGUGGCGGCGAUGCCGAACUAUCGUUUGAAGAGGCAGUCCUCACUGGCCUUGCUCCAGACGGCGGUCUUUAUAUCCCUGACCACGUCCCUCAACUCCCUUCCAGCUGGCAAGAGGACUGGGCGUCGCACUCCUUCGCGGAUCUCGCAGUUGCAGUGCUGUCGUUGUACAUCUCAGAGGACGAGAUCAACCGGGACGAGCUGCGAUCUCUGGUAGAAAAGAGCUACUCCACGUUUAGGCAUCCAGACGUUACUCCCUUGAAGCAACUGGACGAUGAGACGUACAUACUGGAGCUGUUCCAUGGCCCGACGUUCGCCUUCAAAGACGUGGCGCUGCAGCUUCUCGGGAACCUUUUCGAGUUCUUCUUGAAGAGGCGGAACGCGCGGAAAAGCGCAGGCGAAGCAGAGGAAAGGCUGACAGUCGUGGGGGCUACCAGCGGAGACACCGGGAGUGCCGCGAUCUACGGUCUUCGCGGAAAGGCCAACGUUUCCAUCUUCAUUUUGCACCCGAAAGGACGGGUCUCGCCUGUACAAGAAGCGCAGAUGACUACUGUUACGGACACGAACGUUCACAAUGUCGCCAUAAAAGGCACGUUCGACGACUGUCAAGAUAUCGUGAAGGCACUGUUUGGUGAUCGUCACUUCAACGCCGCUCAUCGCUUAGGCGCCGUCAAUUCCAUCAACUGGGCCCGUAUUCUCGCCCAAACUGUUUACUACUUUCUCUCCUACUUCCACGUUCGCCGGCAAAUCUCCGCUCCUGCUUCCGCCGAUAUCAAGCUCGAGUAUGUCGUUCCAACGGGCAACUUCGGGGAUAUCUUGGCCGGCUACUACGCCAAACGCAUGGGGCUUCCAAUCCGACGGCUCGUUGUCGCUACAAACGCGAACGAUAUCCUAGCCCGUUUUUGGAAAAGCGGGCGGUACGAAAAGGUUGAUGCCGAUGCAGUCGAUGAUGGCAUCGCCGAGCCUGCACAUGGCGCGUCGGACGGCAAACAGACAGUGAGCGGAGGCGUCAAGGAGACGCUCAGCCCCGCAAUGGAUAUCCUGGUUUCCAGCAAUUUUGAACGGUUGCUUUGGUAUCUGGCAUACGAGAGUGUUGUGGGGAGACACGCGACCGAGAUAGGGAAGGUGGACGGCCCCAGCGCGGUUGAAAAGACGAAACGCAGGGAGGCUUGCCACAUCGUACAGGGAUGGAUGUCCAAGGUAAAGAGCGACGGUCGAGUGGAGGUGCCAGUCACGGUGUUGGAGGCAGCUAGAAGGGACUUCGCCGCUGAACGUGUCUCAGAUGAGCUGACCCUGAAGACCAUUCGCGAGCGGUUUGACGGUGAACCGUCAUACGUAGCCGAUCCGCAUACAGCAGUUGCCCUUGCUGCAGCUAAAAUCGUGAAAAGCACUAGUGCUCCGAACACCGUCCAGAUCGUUCUUUCAACAGCACACCCUGCCAAGUUUUCCGAAGCUGUUACGAAGGCUUUGGCGGGUGUUUCGCGGCACGCCACCAGGGAAUUCAACUUCGAGCGCGACGUUUUACCGGAUGAGUUCCGUGGGCUCCUUGAUAAGGAAAGAAGGGUGAUCAACGUUGAGCGGCCAGAUGUCGAGGAGGUCAAGAGGGUGAUUGAGCGCUUCGCGCAAGCUACAGAAGCUGCGCCGAACGACUUUGGUUGUGCUGUUUGAUAGCCAUGUCUAGUCCAUGGGUCUAUCCGAGACUUACGAUACGACGGGACAUGUCUGCUUGAAUACCAUGCUAGUCUUCGGACAGCGGUCUCAAAUCAAAAAGUCCGUGUGGAAGGUAAGUCGACAGAAAGCGGUAUCAUACAGCCUUCGGAGCAGCCGGAGGUACGAAAUAGGGAAGGUACGCGGAAAUCAAGGCAAAGACGGCCAAGGUAAGCCCUGACCAUCCGUUGCCUCCCUCUUUCGUUCGGAGUGGGUGUGAGUUGAUCACGCCGUUCACGGCAACCAAGAGAUUCGGCCAAGCAAGAUAUCUGUUCUUUGUGACCAUGAUCAAACCAGAUAGAAACAUGCCCGAAGAAACCAAAGGAUCAACCGGAGAGAUAGCCCAUG